AUGUCCUCACAAAGAAAACUCAAUGGAUACUUGGAACGCAAAGAUUCACUAAUAAAGCAAUACCGAGCCCUCAAGCCAGAUUUCUCCCACCAUCAACAACCCCUCUACUACAUCUUGAUCAAACUCGACGAAUUAGUCUACGAAUACAAUGUAUGCAAAUCAUACUUGGAAACGCAACAACAAACCAACAAACCACCCAUCACCGAUGUCACCCUCUCGCAAACCAAAUUGAAAUUUAUCCACGACAAGAUCCGUCAGAUUGAAGAUUCAAUAUACUAUAAUGAGUUGGUGGCUGUGGCGCCAAGAUUGGCGAUCAUUCGUAAAGAAAUCACCGAGAAUGCGCGUGAGGCGGGCAAAAUUAUUCUUAGUUAUGAAGUACAGAAUCCGAAACAACAGUGGCGGUUGUUGGAUGAACGGAUAUAUGAAUUGAGACCAACCUUGCUUGAAGAUAAUGAUCAGGGGAAGUCGAAAAAAAGAGGGGGCCGGAAACAGAAAAUUAACAAAGCAAGAGUGGGGGGAGAUUAA
Messenger RNA from Lodderomyces margitis, 525 nucleotides. RefSeq lists its product as uncharacterized. Bases 1 to 525 code for a protein of 174 amino acids. The transcript has a single exon. The record is from RefSeq and is a predicted model, not a curated record. NCBI's taxonomy places the organism in Eukaryota, Fungi, Ascomycota, Pichiomycetes, Serinales, Debaryomycetaceae.